Messenger RNA from Penicillium subrubescens, 402 nucleotides. RefSeq lists its product as uncharacterized. Lineage: Eukaryota; Fungi; Ascomycota; Eurotiomycetes; Eurotiales; Aspergillaceae. The record is from RefSeq and is a predicted model, not a curated record. The transcript is spliced from 3 exons. Bases 63 to 314 code for a protein of 83 amino acids.
AGCUCCAACACCAUCAAACAUAUUAUCACUUUUAAUUAUUCUUAUUAUCUAGACUUUUUUGAAUGAUCGCCAUGCCUCUCGUUGUUCCCGGUAUCAACUCUACCAUGGGCGAUAAGUCCGAGUGGGUCAAUAAGCUGAUGGGAAAGAAGAUCAGCGAAGGUGGAACUGAUGAGGUGUCAUUUGCGAAGAAAGACCUUCCUAAGUCCCACCGUGUGCUGAAGCCCGAUGAUAUGAAGACGAUGGAUCAUAACCCUGACAGAUUGAAUGUCCACCUUGACCACGACGGCACCGUCCGAGAUGUGACCUACGGCUAAGCGUUGGGCAUAGAAUUGUUCAUCUCGACCACAUCCAUGAUGCUACGAGAAUAUAAUCUAGAUCUAAUGCAUAACUCUUGAAUUUUAC